Messenger RNA from Carica papaya (papaya), 2579 nucleotides. Its product is annotated as cation/H(+) antiporter 2-like. Gene Ontology annotation, molecular function: antiporter activity. NCBI's taxonomy places the organism in Eukaryota, Viridiplantae, Streptophyta, Magnoliopsida, Brassicales, Caricaceae. The record is from RefSeq and is a predicted model, not a curated record. Gene Ontology annotation, cellular component: membrane; endomembrane system. Gene Ontology annotation, biological process: regulation of pH; proton transmembrane transport.
UCAUCCUUUUGUCUUGUCAGUUAUCUCUUCUUUUCGAACUUUUUUCACUGAUCCAACCUUUGUCUGCUUUCCGAAAGCCUUUCUCUUGCGUUUAAGCUUGAAUCUUUCUUCUUCUCGUGACUUGAUUCUUCUGCUAUUGCUUUUCGGUCAAUCAACAAUGGAUCCAACAAAGCUGAUUUUAUGCAAAGUUCGGGAAAGUAAAGAAGACAUUUUUAACCCUCUGAUCGCAACCGCCACGCAGAUGGGCUGCAUAUUGUUCCUCUCCCAUGUCUUCUACCUCUUCUUGAAGCCAUUGGGCCAACCUGGACCCAUUGCACAAAUUCUGGCUGGAGUUGUGCUGAGUCCAUCGUUACUAUCUCGUAUAACCCGAGUUGAAGAAUUCUUCAUUCAAACGUCUUCAGAAGGUUACUAUUCUGUAUUCUCAUUCUUUUUCAGGGCAAUAAUCAUGUUCUUGAUGGGUUUAGAGGUGGAUAAGUGUUUCGUCAAACGUAACCUGCAUAAAGCUAGGAUCAUUGCGUGUGGAGCUGUCAUGGGAUGCGCCAUUCUUGGUGCAGCCUCCUCCUUCCUGAUCAUGCACGUACUGAGAAUCCAUCAGAAGCAUGUAAUUUUCGCCAUGGUUUUCAUUAUGGUUGUCACCAACUCAGCUUCCCCUCUACUAUUCAGGGUGGUGAUUGAUAUGAAGCUGGACAACUCUAAUGUAGGGAGAUUAGCCAUUUGUGUUUCUUUAAUGAUGGAAAUAUCCUUAGUUCUUUUGUUCACCAUUGUUGAAUUUUUCAUGAAAGAGAAGAGCUUCCAUCUUUUUCUCCUCUUUAGUUUUUCCACCGCGUUACUUGUCAUAGUAAACAGGCAUUUAGUCCCUUGGGUUAAUACAUGGAAUCCCAAGGAAAAGUAUCUGACAAACCCAGAGGUCUUGUGUUUCUGUCUUCCUGUUCUUAUAUUAGCAAUGAGCAAUGAAAAUUUUGGCUUUAGUAACAUCGUUCCUUGUUUCAUCAUAGGCUUGACAUUUCCUAGAGAGGGCAAAGUUGCUAGGACCCUUUUGCGCAAAUUCACCUACCCUGUUUAUGAAUUUAUCCUUCCAAUUUUUUAUGGCUACAUUGGCUUCCAGUUCAAUAUACAAGCCAUCCAACAUAUUAAUCACAUGAUUGCAGUUGUUCUUAUUGUCGUAGUUAGCUUGGGGGCAAAAAUAAUUGGCACUCUAGCUGCUUGCUGCUUCCUUAAGAUUCCCAGGAACGAGGCAUUUUUCCUGGCUUGCAUAUUGAAUUUCAAAGGCAAUGCUGCUUUUCUGCUCAUUGACGUCACCAAAGGCUCCCGUACUUGGUGGGGACCUGAAGUCCGCCACUUGCUUCUUGCAGCAAUGGUGAUCAACACACUUAUCUCUGGCUUCAUAGCUUCUUAUUUGCUGAGAAAAGAGGAGAAGUACUUUGCUCACUCCUUGACCGCACUGGAAUUUCACAGCACAGACAGUGAGCUUCGAUUGCUUGCUUGUGUUUACACCUCUCACCAUGCUUCAGGCGCAAUAAGCCUGAUCUCUGCCUCAAGUGGCUCCAAAGGCACACCCAUAACUCCUCAGUUGGUCCACCUAGUCGAGCUACGCAAGAACCAUAAGGCCAAAUUGAUGUAUCACCAGCUAGAAGAUGGUGAAGAGUUCAGCGAUGAGGAAACUUAUGGUGGGGAUGAUGUUCUGGAGAUUAAUGACUUGAUUGAUGUCUUUACAAAGCAGAGCAAAGUUCUGAUCAGACCUAGCAAGCUUGUGUCACCAUUAACUAACUUGCACCAAGAAAUGUGCAGCAUUGCUGAGAAUUCUCGUGUGUCAAUUUUGUUCCUCCCAUUUCACAAGCACCAGAGGAUUGAUGGGAGAUUGGAGAACAGCAAUGAGGGUAUUAGAACGACAAACCAGAAGGUUCUUCGUCAUGCACCCUGCUCAGUAGGAAUUCUUGUGGACAGAAGACAAAGUGGGUUUCAGAUACCACAUGGGUCUGAAUCAGUGCAGCAAGUAGCAACCUUGUUCUUUGGUGGACCUGAUGAUCGUGAGGCCUUGGCAUUAAGCAAAUGGAUCUCUAUGCACCCUCAAGUUAACUUGACCGUUGUUCGCUUCUUAGCUGCGCCAAUGAACAAACAACAUCUCAUUGAUAAUGCCUCUACCAAGAACCAUGAGAUCCUUAUGUCAAUAUCAACUCAUGAGACUGAAAACGAGAGAGACAACAGUUUCUUGGAGGAUUUUUGUAACAGGUAUGUGGUGUCAGGUGAAGUUGAAUACUUAGAGAAGCAGACAAGUAAUGGAGCUGAAACAUUAGCAGCACUAAAAGACAUGGUAGACAAGUACUCGUUAUUCGUGGUAGGAAAAGGGAAAAGAGAUUCACCGAUUACGACGGGGAUGAAUGACUGGGAAGAAUGCCCUGAGCUAGGAAUCGUUGGGGACCUCUUGGCUUCCUCUGAAUUUCAAAUCAAUGCUUCGAUUUUGGUUAUUCAGAAACAUGUGCAUUUGGACAGAAGCCUUUUGGAUAGUUAGUUCUCAGAAUUCUCAUCUUGUAGUUGCAGAAAAUUACUUAGGAGCUGUUACCAUUUGCACAGAUUAAAUC